Molecule: messenger RNA, 691 nt
Organism: Impatiens glandulifera
Lineage: Eukaryota; Viridiplantae; Streptophyta; Magnoliopsida; Ericales; Balsaminaceae
Product: 28 kDa heat- and acid-stable phosphoprotein-like
Exons: 8
Coding region: 76-561 (161 amino acids)
Cellular component (GO): cytosol
Molecular function (GO): RNA binding
Source: RefSeq, a predicted model, not a curated record
UCUUCUUGUUAAGCCUUAGAUAGAUAAUCUAUUGGCGGGGGAGGGGGAGGGGGAGAUCAAGAACAGUGAUAGACGAUGGGAAGGGGCAAAUUCAAGGGCAAGCCGACUGGCAGGCGUCAAUUCUCUACACCAGAAGAGAUGCAGUCCGGUACCUCAACCCGUCCUUCCACAUUUAAGAAGGAAGAGGCUAAAGAGGAGGAAGAAGAAGAGAGAUUUGAAGAUGAAUCUGAGGAGGAAUCUGAUGAAGAAACUGAUAAACGAAAGGGUACCCAAGGUAUUAUUCAGAUUGAGAAUCCAAACCUUGUAAAACCGAAGUCAGUUAAGGCGCGUGAUGUUGAUAUUGAGAAGACUACUGAACUUUCAAGGCGGGAGAGAGAGGAGAUUGAGAAACAUAAAGCUCAUGAAAGAUACAUGAAGCUGCAAGAACAAGGAAAAACAGAUCAAGCAAAAAAAGAUCUUGAACGUCUUGCUCUUAUACGGCAAGAAAGAGCUGAAGCUGCUAAAAAACGUGACGAGGAAAAAGCUGCUAAAGAACAGAAGAAAACUGAAGGUAGAAAGUAACUGACUGUAAUUGAAGUCAUAUUGUUCAUGUAAGACAAUAAUGUUUAGAACCUUUGGCUGAUCUUAUUUGAAACAAACUAAUUUCUGGAUUUUCUAGAAAUUGCUAUCAAAAUAGAUGCUCUUAUUUUUU